AUGAGCGUUCGUUCUGCAACUCAUGCUGGUACUUGGUAUACCAAUAGUCCGACAAAAUUAAGAAAGCAACUAGACGAGUUUUUUCAUAAAGCUAAAUUAUUAAAAUCACCCAUUAAUGGAGACGAUGCUAGCAAUGGAGUCGAGGGAGCAAGAAUUCUUAUUGGUCCUCAUGCAGGUUAUGCCUAUUCUGGAGAAAGAUUGGCAGAAACAUUCAAUGCCUGGGAUACUACAAAAGUGAAACGAGUAUUCUUAUUGGGACCUUCCCAUCAUGUGUAUUUCAAAAGUUAUGCAAUGCUUUCCUCGUUUGAUUAUUAUGAAACACCUUUGGGUGAUAUUCCAGUUGAUAAAGAAAUCAUAAAAGAUUUGAUCAAUAAGAAAUGUUCAAGGGGUCCUAUUUUCAAGUAUAUGUCUGAUGAAAUUGACGAGGAUGAACAUUCAUUUGAGAUGCAUGCUCCAUUUAUUCGUUAUAAAGGUGAGUCUUCUCCGCAUGGUGUUCCAAAAAUUAUUCCUAUAUUGAUUAGUGGCAUGGACGAAAAGUUGCAACUGGAUAUUGUUGAUUCUUUGCUCCCUUUUAUGGAUAAUGAAGAGAAUCAUUUUAUAAUAAGUUCUGAUUUUUGUCAUUGGGGUUCAAGAUUUGGAUAUACAAAGUAUUUAUCAUCUAGUGAUGUGACAUUGGAUAAUUUGGAAGACGAAAUAACCUCCUUAGGAAUGUUUCAGCGCACAAAAGGGUUAGAAAUAUACAAAUCGAUUGAAUUAUUGGACAAGUUGGCUCUUGAAAUCGCUUCGACCGGAUCAUCUGCUGCAUGGAAGCAAUAUAUCGAUACUACGGGAAACACUAUAUGUGGCCAAAAGCCAAUUUCAAUAGUUCUUAAGCUAUUAGAAAGAUACCUGAAGUACACUCCUACUGACGGUAAUGUUUUCAAUUGGAUUGGAUAUUCGCAGAGUAACCCAGUUCAUAAAAGCAGUGAAAGUAGUGUUUCAUAUGCUUCAGGGUACGUCAAGCUUUAA
Messenger RNA from Candida tropicalis MYA-3404, 1008 nucleotides. RefSeq lists its product as uncharacterized. The transcript has a single exon. The record is from RefSeq and is a predicted model, not a curated record. NCBI's taxonomy places the organism in Eukaryota, Fungi, Ascomycota, Pichiomycetes, Serinales, Debaryomycetaceae. Bases 1 to 1008 code for a protein of 335 amino acids.